AGUUUGACAUUCGGUGUAGUGCUAGCUGUCAGUUUUGUUGACAAGAACAUUUUGCAAAAAUAUAAAACCAGCGAAAAGAAAAUGAGGCUGGUCAAUAGAAAUUUCGAUAAAGGCGCGCAGGGUUCUGUCACCCUGAUACCAGAAGAACCUGAAGAUAUGUGGCAUACCUACAAUCUGAUAGCCGAGGGCGAUCAAGUGCGGAGCACAACCAUACGAAAGGUGCAAAAUGAGUCAGCGACCGGCUCAUCGACGAGUAGUCGUGUACGCACCACACUUACGAUCAGCGUUGAGUCCAUAGACUUCGAUACACAAGCCUGCAUGCUGCGCUUAAAGGGACGCAACAUCGAGGAGAACCAAUACGUUAAGAUGGGUGCAUAUCACACGCUCGACUUGGAGUUGAAUCGAAAAUUUGAGAUACGCAAAGCAGAAUGGGAUACAAUAGCGCUGGAACGCAUCGAAAUGGCCUGCGACCCCACACAGUCGUCCGAUUUGGCAGCGAUUGUAAUGCAGGAGGGUCUGGCCUAUGUCUGUCUGAUUACGGCUAGCAUGACGCUGGUGCGUAGCAAAAUUGAGGUGUCCAUACCGCGCAAGCGCAAAGGUCACACACAACAGCAUGAGAAAGGGUUGGUGAAGUUUUACGAGAGCGUCAUGCAGGGCAUACUGAGGCAUGUGAAUUUCGACAUAGUUAAAUACUUUCGAGGAGUCCCCGGUGGUGUAUUGUGCUCCGGUGCGAUGGAAUGGAAUGAAGUGCCUUGGCCACAAAAGCGCUAUGCAUGA
Molecule: messenger RNA, 777 nt
Organism: Rhagoletis zephyria (snowberry fruit fly)
Lineage: Eukaryota; Metazoa; Arthropoda; Insecta; Diptera; Tephritidae
Product: protein pelota-like
Biological process (GO): RNA surveillance; nuclear-transcribed mRNA catabolic process, non-stop decay; ribosome disassembly
Cellular component (GO): cytoplasm
Source: RefSeq, a predicted model, not a curated record